UAGCUUACCUGCCGAACGCUCUGAAAGGAGGAAGGAAAAAUAGUGAAAAAAAUAAAGGAAAAAGGAAGAACCGAGUAUUAGAAUAUCUUUCAACGACUAGCGAGUCUCAAGUCCUGCUUUUGCAAUAUAAAUUACUCGUGAAAUUCAUAGUCGUGUAUAGAGGCAAAGUUCGUCGUAACAGCUACUGCUGCACGACGUUUCAAUCGCGACGCGUGGAGAGUAUAAAAGGGAAGUAGUAGAGAAAGGGUGGGAAACGGAAGAAGAAAAGAAAAAAAUAGUGCCCCGAAAGCUCAGAGUACAAAGUGAAAUAUGAAAGCUUACGUUCUUCUACUGACGUUGGCGUUCGCCGCUUGUUUGGUGGAUGUAGAAAGUCGGAUGACAGCGAAACAGAUCAACAACGCUUUGAAAACUGUUGCGAGGGCCUGCAUAGCGAAAACCGGCGUAACGAAAGAUGUAGUAGCAGCGUCGCACAACGGUGAAUUUCCGGAGGACAGAAAUUUAAUGUGUUUCUUGAAUUGCGCCAUGAACAUGAUGCAGACGUCGAGGGACGGUAGAUUCAGCCAAGAAGCGGCUGAUGCCCAAACCGAAGCGAUGUUACCGGAAGAACUCGUCGAUAGAACGAAAGCGAUGACAGCACAUUGCGUAACGAAAAUAACCAGCGACGAUCCGUGCGAGGGUUCUUGGCAAUACGCCAAGUGUAAUUACGAAACGGACAAGGAGGUAUAUUUCUUCCCCUAGUAAUCCUAGACACGAAGCACACGUCGGGUAUCGUUGCAGAGGAAGAGGAUUUUAACAAGUAAUUAUAACGCAAUCGAAUAUAUAAGACGAUGGAACAGAUUAAAUAAUAAUAUUUGUACAUCCAUUCGUUGAAAAAAAAAUAUAUCCAUAUUAUGUGUACGAUACAAAUAAAAUCAGAUCCCUAAUA
Messenger RNA from Athalia rosae (coleseed sawfly), 925 nucleotides. RefSeq names its product general odorant-binding protein 83a-like. The transcript has 6 exons. The record is from RefSeq and is a predicted model, not a curated record. Gene Ontology annotation, molecular function: odorant binding. Bases 310 to 738 code for a protein of 142 amino acids. Lineage: Eukaryota; Metazoa; Arthropoda; Insecta; Hymenoptera; Athaliidae.